AUGAAAGAUCAAACGCUGCUGGAGCGUUCAAACAUAUGGGUUCUCUCACGGUCCCGCUCUUAUUGGAAGUCACUCAUGCUGUGUUUACUUAGGAUUCAAAGGGGUUUCUUUUCUUCCCAGGCAAGAGGACACACAGGAGUGAGCUGACAUCUAAACUCAGUGGAGAGAUAUAUCGGAUGAACACAAUGCUUCCUCAGAGGACCCCUGUGGCCACAAUGAGCUACGGCUCAGACUGUGUGAAGAUCGAGCACAACGGUGCCGGAUCAGUGGGCGGCACGGUGCUGCGGGGCUCCCGCUCCAAAGCCGAGUUGCAAGAGCUGAUGGAAACAUUGCAGCGCAGGAAAAGCGCCCUGGAAGCUAGUUUAAGGGCGGCGGAGUGCAGUCGCAAGUAUCUCAGCGUUCCACCAGCUGCUGGACAAAUCAAACGGCCACUCUCUGUUCUCAGCAAUGCGGAUCGGCCUCCAUCCUCCUCCAGAAGCUUCUCUUAUGUAACCAGCAGUAGUGUUCCUCCGUCACCUCGCCAAGGCGAACGCCAGCGGAGCCCCAAUGGCUUGACUCGACAGUCACACACUCGGCACUUGUCGCAAGACAGCCUGCUGAGUUCAGGUGACAAAAGCUCAGUGCUCUCCUCCUACAGCGAGCCACGUUCUCCCAGAGUCAAGAGCGGAGCGGCAAGUGUGCCGUCCAGCCCUCGCAUGGCCCGGAGGCUGUACUCCCAGAGCAAAUCUGGAGAGUCAAGACAGAGGAAGUACUCCACCGGCUCUCUUACCAGCCUCGGCGCUCACAGCCGCUCUCUCCCGCGACUUCACAACACGACAGAACCCCCGAUCCUUUCGCUGCCUUCACAUCAUCCCGUGCAAAGAAGAUCUACCGGAGCACGGCGCAGUCUUUCUUCUCUUGAGCAGCCUCCAGAUGUGACGGUGCCGGCCAGCAUGCCAAGCACUCCUAGAAGGGCCAGCCUGGCCUCACUCAGCUCCCUCGGUAUAGAUGUGGACAGCCUGGAUCUGGGCUUCACAGAGCGCAGGCUGUCUUUUGGAAAAGGUGGACUCGGGCAGAGAGUUGGCAGCAUCAGCUCUUUGAAUGGCAAAGAGGAGCUGAGAGAGUAUCACCAGCAUCAAAGAGACGAAAGACUUCGCGAGCAGAGAGUUCAAAGACUGGAAUCCCAGCGCCUAGAGACCAUCAUGAACCUCUGCACUGAGGUGGAAAGAGAUCAGGGCACGUCCGUUUCGGACCUUCAGAAGAUCAACAAAGAGUUGGAGAAGCUUCAGGUGUCGGAUGAUGAGUCAGUUUUCUCCGACUCGCCCAACAGUCCAGAUGGAUGCUUCGUGACUAAAGUCAGCCCUCGUCCGCCCGGCAGCUACAGAGAUUCCAGGUCGCUGUCGCCGACAACUAGCCUCAACAGCAGCGCACCAUCGCCCUCUACCCACCACAGGAGUAAAGUUUUGGACAACGUGCAGCUGAAGCAGGAAGUCACGCACAUCGAGGAGGAGCGAAUCCAAGUUCUGAACAACAUCGAGGAGCUGGAGCAGAAGAUCAAAGACCUGGACAACCAGAUGGAGGAGUCCGUUCGUGAGAUGGAGGUCGAGUGUGCACUGCUGGAAGGAGAGCAGGAGUCUGAGAUGACCCAACUGCAAAGAGAAAAGGAGCUUCUGGAGCAACUCAAUGAGAAGAUCCAGAGCUCGGAGAAAAUAACCCUCACAGAGAAGUCGCAGGAAGCCGAGGAGCAGACGAAAAGCUUGGAGGACCUGGAGUUUCAAAAGCUGGAGCGAGAGAUAAAUCAGCAAGAGGAAGAGGAGAAUAAGAACAAGGAGCUGCUGAGAGAGAUGGCCGAGUAUCAGCGACUGGCCGUGAGCCGAAAGGAGAGGAUCGCCACGCUGAAGAAACAGUCAUCCCAGAUCGCCUUGCAGGCUCAGCAGGAAAAAGAGAAUUUCCAGAGAGAGAAAAACAAUUUGUUGGUCAUGCUUCAAAAAGAGAGAGAGAAACUGACCACUCUAGAAGUGAAGUAUGCAGAGUUGUCUGAAGGACAAACUUUCUCCAACAAUCCCAUCGCCAUCAAAGAGCACUUGCAAUCCCUGAAGGAAAGAAGGAGAAGCAGCAAAGAGAGCUCCUCCCACGCCAGCGACAGUCUACCUCUGAAGAAGAACCAACAGCUCCUCUCCCCCUACGCCAGAUCCCUGGGACGCACGCUUCCACCGAAGGCCCACCCCCCUCUGUCCCAAAGCUCCAGCUGUGGAAGCGUCAUCCCAACAGGAUUCAGCUUCUCCCCCAGAGACUUGAGUGCUCAUCGGCUGUCCAAGAGCAACAUUCAUGCCGCAGCUAUAAGCGACAGCAUGCAAGAGCGACAGAGGAAAAGCGACUACUGCAGCCGACUUCUCUCUGAGCCCAACGUCUUCCUGGACUCUUUAACGUAUCCAGACAACAGUUUCACGUCUGACACCGUCAGCGUGGACAGUUCUGACAGCCUGGAGACCAGCUUCUCCGCCUGCUCGCCUGAUAACAUCUCAAGCGCCAGCACCACCAACAUGGCAAAGAUCGAAGAGAUGGAGCGUAUGCUCCGGGAAGCUCAGGCUGAGAAGCAGCGGCUGCUGGAACAUCGGGAGCGCGAGAUGGAAAUUCGCAGGCAGGCACUGGAGGAGGAACGGAGACGGAGGGAGGAACUGGAGAAACGGCUGCAAGAGGAGACCAGCAGGAGGCAGAAGCUCGUGGAGAGAGAAGUGAAGCUGAGGGAGAAACAGAGAUCACAGUCCCGGCUGUUGACACGCUACCUGCCCGUGAGGAAGGACGACUUUGAUCUUCACGGCCACAUCGAGGCGGCGGGACACAAUCCAGACGCCUGCUUCCAUCUGGCCAUCACCGACAAAACCUGUCGGGGAUUCCUGGUUAAAAUGGGCGGCAAGAUCAAGACGUGGAAGAAGCGCUGGUUUGUGUUUGACCAGAAUCGCAGGACACUCACCUACUUCGCAGACAAGCACGAGACGAAGAUGAAAGGAGUCAUUUAUUUCCAAGCCAUCGAGGAGGUUUACUACGACCACUUAAAGAGUGCACACAAAAGCCCAAACCCCUCACUGACCUUCAGUGUGAAGACUCACGAUCGGGUCUACUACAUGGUGGCGCCCUCUCCCGAGGCCAUGCGGAUAUGGAUGGAUGUUAUUGUCACGGGCGCAGAGGGACACAUGCACUUCAUGGUAUAGCUGAUCCCAGGAGGUCAAGGUUCAACCCUCUUUUUCGACAACAAUCGCUUUGACAAUAAAGUUGUUUUCAAAGAGCUAAGUUAAUACAAAUGUGGGUUAUCUUGUUUUGUAAAUGCUCAAACCUCAGUAUUUUCAUUUGAAAAUAAUUUAUCGCUGCCAUUUUUGUCAAGUAAAAAUAUUUGUGUACAGUACACUAAUCCAAUGAAGGCCAUAUAUUAUCCUCAUUUUUUGUAUUAUUUAUGUUUAAUUUUUUUGCUGCUUGCAGUGGUACAAGUCAUCCAUCCGGGAGGAAUCAAAAUAUAAUGUGGGAAUAUAAUAUUGUCCGACACAGACGGUGCAGUAUUAGCACACGGACAACUGGAACUUUAAACAAACUUGUACUGACCUCACUGACAUCUGGGGUUGUUUAACUCUUUUGUUACCCCUCGUUUCUUGGCAAUUUACCACCAAAAAGGAAUGUAAUCUUGUUGAUGAUCUUGUACGGUUUUUAUUCAGUGCCAGGUAUAAAACUUGAUCCUGUUUACAUUUUAUAAUUAAAACUUACAUUUGUCUUUGGACUUCUACAAGCAGAAGCCGACGUAAAUCAAGCGACACAUCCUGUGUGUUACUUUGUAGCCAUGUUAACUGGACACACUUCGUUCACUAUCAUGUUUUAAUAAGCACUUUUAGCAUACAACACGCUCAUCUGACGCACUCCUUUAACUCGAGUGCUACAUUGCAUUGCUGCGGACGACACCAGCGAGGCCACGUGACCAUGAUGCAGCUGUCUGACGUCAUUUAAUGCUAUUAUGGUAGUACUCUCUGUAACCGGCAGAGGGCCUCAGUGAGAAAAAUGACGUCAUGCUCAAGCGUUUCAUUUGUUUUCAGUCGUCAUUUAAAGCAGGAAGUAGAUCAGUUGAAGACAUGUUUUUAUGUGUAAUGUUUGUAGCCAGAGGCCUUAAUUCAAACAGAUAUCAUAUAUAUUUUAAUAAUAAAAAUAUAUAUUUUUGAUGGCACACUGGUGCUGAUGUAUCUUCAUUACGCUGCC
This is a messenger RNA of Synchiropus splendidus (mandarinfish), 4218 nucleotides long. RefSeq names its product pleckstrin homology-like domain, family B, member 2a (gene phldb2a). The record is from RefSeq and is a predicted model, not a curated record. Gene Ontology annotation, biological process: regulation of microtubule cytoskeleton organization. Bases 177 to 3191 code for a protein of 1004 amino acids. The transcript is spliced from 16 exons. Gene Ontology annotation, cellular component: basal cortex. NCBI's taxonomy places the organism in Eukaryota, Metazoa, Chordata, Actinopteri, Syngnathiformes, Callionymidae.